UUGUGUUUAGACCAUUGACUUUCAACCGUUAAAAAUAUUUCAACCGUUGGCGAGUCAGCGUGCACUUGAACAAUUUGAUUUUUUAUUUGGAGAAAAAUAGCUUUUGAUUUAAGAGCAAUUGAAUUUACUUCUGACUUCACUGUGGAUAUACGGGAAUAUUAAAUUAUAAUCCGUUAAAAAUGUCUGACGAGUGCUUGAAGGUGGCUGUGAGGGUGAGGCCACUGAUUUCCUCGGAGGUGGAUCGAGGCUGUCAAAAUUGUAUUCGAGUAAUAGCCGGUGAGCCUCAGAUACAACUCACUGGCACAGACAAGGCCUUCACCUACAAUUUUGUAUUCAAUUCCGAUGUAGAACAGGAUAAUGUUUACGAUAAAGCCGUAAAAAACAUGAUGCACAAUAUAUUCAAAGGUUACAACGUAACGAUUCUCGCCUAUGGCCAAACAGGAAGUGGCAAAACCUACUCCAUGGGCACAAACAACUCCUCUACGAUUGAUUCCUCCAGUGGAAUAAUUCCACGAGCUGUCCAGGACAUAUUCUCCACAAUAAGUGAUAGAUCCGCCGACAAUUGGACGUACAAAGUAACAGUAGGUUUCAUAGAACUCUACAACGAGCAGCUUUACGACCUGUUGGCAGGGAAAUCACGAAAGGAUUCAAUCGUCGACAUUCGCGAGGACAAUAAUGGAAUAAAAAUCAUUGGCCUGACUGAACAGGAAGUAAACUCUGCUGAACAAGUCCUAAAAUGCCUAAUGGCAGGCUCUCAGGGUCGAGCAACAGGGGCGACAGCCAUGAAUUCCCAGAGCAGCAGAUCCCAUGCUAUUUUUACACUAACAAUUUUCCAGCAGAAAAACAACGACUCCAACUCUGCCACCACCUCUAAAUUCCACUUGGUCGAUCUUGCCGGUUCAGAGAGGCAUAAAAAAACUCAAGCAACAGGUGACAGGUUCAAGGAGGGGAUCAGUAUCAACAAAGGACUCCUAGCUCUUGGAAAUGUAAUCUCCAAUUUAGGAGAGAAUGCAGCUCACAUUGGUUAUCGUGACAGUAAAUUAACUCGACUCCUUCAGGACUCACUUGGUGGCAACUCCAUUACCCUGAUGAUUGCCUGUGUCAGCCCUGCUGAUUACAACAUGGAGGAAACCCUCAGCACUCUGAGAUAUGCAGACAGAGCCAAGAAAAUAAAGAAUAAACCGAUCGUCAAUCAGGAUCCAAAAGCUGCUGAGAUCAAUCGACUCAAUGCUCUAGUGAAGGAACUCAAAUUAUCUCUCAUCGAAAAAGGGGACUCUGGAAUAAAUUGCCCUCCAGAACAUCUCGAGCUCGUCGAGAAGAACAAAGUACUUAACAAAAAUCUUCGAGAAAUAUCUGAACAGUUGCGUUCUAAUCUAAUCGAAUUCGUGGGAGUGCAUGAACGGGCGGAGCUUGCUGAGACCAGCAGAGAAAAAUUGGGAGAAGAGAUUAAUAAAUUAUUGGUGGACAUCGAGGCGGCAAUCAGUGAGCCAAAUAUCGAGAAGGUCUACGUAAUGCUGAAAAAUAUUCAAGAGAAAAUUAUUGCAAUUCAGGACUAUCAGAAGAAAUCGGAUGCUGAGAUCAAGCAUCAAAUAUCACUGGAGAAAAAUCCUAAUGAAAAUGAGAAAGAGGAUGAGGGGGAAGGAUUCUGCUGCAGUGACAGCAUCAAUAGCACAUUGAAUGAAUCAUCGCUGGAUGAAGAACACACGGAACACACGCUUUUGCAAGCUGCUCGCAAUAAAGAAGUUACUAAUAUCAAUCGGCAAUUGGCCUUGAAGGAGGAACUUGUAGCGAAACUUCUAUCGAAUUCCUCUCAAUUCGUCGAUCACGCCAAGGAGCUCCAGGAUAUGGAGAACGAGAUAAAAGUCCUUCAGGCUGAGAAGGAACAAUUAAUGAAGAAUCUCGAAGAGUUUCAGACUAAUAAUGCAUCUGCCAAAAUAGCUGAGACUCGCCGAAAGAAGGUCAAGGAGUUGGAGAAAAAGAUAACGGAGUUGACGAAAAAAUGUGUAGAGCAGAGUAGAAUAUUGAAAACAAAGGAGAAAGCUGUCCAGCAGGUGAAGAAUUUGACGCAGGAAAUUCAACAGAUGAAGCAGAUGCGAGUUAAAUUGGUGAGGGAUAUGAGAAAAGAAGCUGAGAAAUUUCAGCAGUAUAAAGCAUUACGAGAGAGAGAGGUGCACAAACUCAAAGAUCAGGAUCGAAAACGAAAGAAUCAGAUGGAACGACUUCAGGUGCUACACAAUAAACAGCAGAAUGUGAUGAAGCGAAAAAUGGAAGAGGCCUACGCUAUGAAUAAAAAAUUGAAGGAAACACUUGCUUUGCAGAAGAAAAUUCGAGGAAGUAGAGAGGAUAAAGGAAAAAAGAGUAAAGAGUAUAUCGAAAAAUUUGUCAAUCAUGAGGUGGCAGUGAUUGAGGAAAUAAUUGCUGCUCAAAAUGCUCUCGAUAUGCAGUUGAAAUAUCGGGAAAAAAUUGCUCAAGAUCUUCAACAAUUGAAAGCAACUGCUCGGGAAAAUCCUUCAGAUUAUUUGGCAAGGCAAAUUAAUGAUCUUGAAGAGUAUUUAGAUUUGUGCACCGCUAAAGUAAAUAAACUGCAGCAGGAAAUCGUGGCUUCUGAGCAGGAGACAAUGGUCAAGACUAGGAUGGAGGGGAUCCACACCAUUGGAGAGGCUAAACAAGUAUCUCAUCAAUUGUUCGAGACGAUUGAGCGAAUUUGUAAACAGCACAGGGUGGAGGCGUCAGAAAGACAGGAGAAGUACGAUGAAUUGACGAACGCUCUUGAUGAAGCUCUCACCAAAUUAAGGAAAAUAGAGUUAACUCCUUCUGUCAGUUUGAAAGAGCACCAGCGAGUUCUGGAGGAGUUGAACUCUUACAAGAAGAUGAUUCAGUCAGAGAAAGGGGUGAGAAUUUCCAAUAGCAAGAGUAAGCCAGUGGCCAGGAAAACAAUAAGUGCUGUAUCGAAUUUCAAGGAUAUGCUUGUUGGAUAUUUGGAUAAGGAGAACUGCGAAACUGAUGAGAGCUUUAACGAUGAUAUUAAUAAGGAUCCAGAUUGGGUGAAAACACCUCUGGCAAAGCCGAGAAAUUCGAGGAGAUUGCGUUCGAGCGAAGAGGAAAAAAGCUUGAAGAGAUCGAUGGAGGAGACGAUUGAGAGCAAGUGUCAGUGUAAGACCAAAUGUCAAAAUUAUUACUGCAGGUGUUACAAAGGUGGAAUCAUGUGCUCCGAGGAAUGCGGCUGCAAUCUAACAAAGUGUGAAAAUCGAAAUAACAAACAAACAACCAAGUAUUUCGAGGAGGAGCCUGCCGAGCUCGCUGGACAAGCUAAAAAAAUGAGGACUCAGUGAUGGAGACAUUCCAUCAAUUUUCUGUGUUAUUAGCAUUCAUUUUUUAUAUUUAAUUGAAUUGUAUUAUAAGUAUUAUUAUAGCUAUCAUCAUUGCCAUUUCAUUUCUCGAGCACUGAAUGUUAUCCAUGUAAUGUAGACAAAACAAGUUUUUUUAGUUAUAAUGACCGAUAUGAAUAAAUGAGACAUUCUCUGUGAUUUUAUUACUCAAUAUCUUCGAAAUGUCAAUUAUUUUUUAAAAUAAAAUCCAAUUUGUUUUGUUAAGACAAUUGCAAUUGCAAUUUGAAAUUCUCCGGUUACGUAUUUGCCGUGGCGACACUCAAAUCAUGUAUUUACUAUCAGUGUACAUAUGUGACGUGUCAUGGCAGCGAUCUUGAUGUGAUAUGCCGAGAAUUCAAGAGCUAUGACAUUUGUUCUUUCACACGUAAGAUCUCUAUGAAGUGCAUUCAAGAGUUCAAAUUACAUCGAAAAUUACGCACACCAGUUAAA
Fopius arisanus is the source of this 3818-nucleotide messenger RNA. RefSeq names its product kinesin-like protein 3A (gene Klp3A). Gene Ontology annotation, biological process: spindle elongation; mitotic spindle organization; microtubule-based movement. NCBI's taxonomy places the organism in Eukaryota, Metazoa, Arthropoda, Insecta, Hymenoptera, Braconidae. The transcript is spliced from 2 exons. Gene Ontology annotation, molecular function: microtubule binding; ATP binding; microtubule motor activity. Gene Ontology annotation, cellular component: microtubule associated complex. The record is from RefSeq and is a predicted model, not a curated record. Bases 180 to 3332 code for a protein of 1050 amino acids.